Spinacia oleracea (spinach) is the source of this 3868-nucleotide messenger RNA. Its product is annotated as calmodulin-interacting protein 111. Gene Ontology annotation, cellular component: chloroplast; cytoplasm. The coding region runs from base 137 to 3301 and encodes 1054 amino acids. Gene Ontology annotation, molecular function: ATP hydrolysis activity; ATP binding. The record is from RefSeq and is a predicted model, not a curated record. Lineage: Eukaryota; Viridiplantae; Streptophyta; Magnoliopsida; Caryophyllales; Amaranthaceae. The transcript is spliced from 11 exons.
UAAAAACCGCCAUUGAAACCCGUUGAGGGUUUAACAGUCGAAGACUCGAACUCUCGAAGUCCUUCUCCUUCUCCUUCUCCUUCUCCUCAAACCCUUCAAUCCUUCAUAAUUCAUUCAAUCAGAGGAGCAAGCAAAAAUGUCUUCAAAAUCGAAGAAAAAAUCACCAAAAACUCCAUUAUCAAAGCUUCAAUCAUCACAACAAGAAAACCCCCCUUCUUCACCUUCUCCCCAAUCUUCUUCCUCCCAUUUCUCAGAAAUUGACUUCCACAAUACCCUCGAAGAAGCUUCCAGAAAGUUCCCUUCUUUCGUUACCAAAUCUUCUCUCAUUGCUCAACUAUCCGAGUUCGACUCCUCUUCCCAGCAAAAGGGUUGCAAAAUUUGGCUCUCUGAAGCUUCUAUGCUAGCUUCUUCCAUCUCCCCUGCCUCCCUUGUUUCGGUGUCGCUCGCUUCAGUAGAUCAAUAUUCGACGAGUGGUUUCCCUCUAAGUUCAUUGCCAACAGAAUGCAGUGAACACUUUGGAGUUGAUUGGAAUGGGAGUUUGGAUGACAAAUUAGGGAACUACUUUAUCCUUGCAACAGCAUUUCCUUCUAGUAAGCUUGUUAAGAAUGGUGUAAGAAUUUCUCAUAACCUGUUAUACUCAUUGGGUUGUCCUUUAGUUGGGAGAAUUGUCUUUGUGCAACCUAUUCAGGGUGGAUCGUUGACUAGGCUUGUACAUGGCAAUGGAAAGCUUCAUGGCUCUCCUGUAGACCAUUCUUCAGUGUAUUACUGCAAGGAACUAUCAAUAAGACUGUUACCUUUCAAAAAAAAAUUAGCAUCGAGUAUGGAUGCAUCUUCCCCAUCUAGAAAUUGUACAGACAAAACCCCUAAUCUGUAUGAAAGUGGAAACCCUUCUUCCCCUAGAACACCCUCACUUGAACGCUCAAGACAGUCCUCUCCAAGUCCUAGCAAGAGUUUGUUGGCAUCCGAAGAUGCAGCUUCUAAUUUGAAUGGCAUAAAGAGAUCUUAUUGCGACGCAGUCGAAAUGAAAGAGAUUCUAGGGGAUAAAGAUGCCAAAAAACUUCUGCAGCGUACUGCUGUUUCGUGGUUUUGUUCUCGUGCUUUACUCUGUGGAAAUCUCGUGACAAUCCCAGUGCUUUCUAGACUUUGCCUUUGCGAAGUGGUGGGUUUGAAAAGCUUUUCAUCUGAUAGUACUGGCAGAGACCCUAUUCAAACUUCUCUAGUUCAUGGUAGUGAUGAGGCAUUCAUCAUAGAUCGGUCAACAAAAGUGAAAAUUGGCUGCCAAUCAAUAGUACCAACAGAGACUCAAGAGGAAAGAAUAUCAACUUCUGGUGAAAUGGAAUCUAAGAACGUCAAUAUAAAAACGGGAGAUGAAGUUAUGAAGUUAGGUGGACUAUGUAAGGAAUACGCACUUCUGCGAGAUAUUAUUUCUGCAUCGAUGAAGAAUUCCUUGUCAAGUCUGGGUUUACGAACUACGAAAGGAGUGCUGCUUCAUGGGCCACCAGGCACUGGGAAGACGUCCUUGGCUCAACUCUGUACUCAAGAUGCCGGGGUUAAUCUCUUCAAGGUGAAUGGGGCUGAAAUUGUUAGCCAAUAUCACGGGGAAAGUGAACAGGGACUCCAUGAUGUCUUUAAGUCAGCUAGUGAAGCUGCACCCUCUGUGGUUUUUAUUGAUGAGCUGGAUGCUAUUGCUCCAGCCAGAAAAGAAGGUGGUGAAGAGCUAUCCCAAAGGAUGGUUGCUACAUUACUGAAUUUGAUGGAUGGGAUAAGCAGAACAAACGGUCUUUUUGUAAUUGCUGCUACCAACAGGCUCGAGUGUAUUGAGCCUGCACUUAGACGGCCUGGAAGACUAGAUAGAGAAAUUGAAAUAGGUGUACCAUCUCCUGAUCAACGACUUGAUAUAUUGACUACUCUUCUUGAUGAAAUGGAACAUUCUCUUUCACUUGCUCAAGUCCAGCAGCUUGCUGUGGUUACACACGGUUUUGUCGGAGCAGAUCUGGCCGCUCUUUCAAAUGAGGCGGCUAUGGUCUGCUUAAGGCGUUUUACUCAGUCAAAUAAUUUUAUAUGUGAUCUUAAUUUUAAAAGCUCUACUAAUGAUGGCUCUGAUGUGGUGACUGAAGGUUGCUGUUAUGCAAGAAAUCAUAGUGAAUCAUUUGUAGAGGAUCAUGAGGCUUCCUCUUGUUCAGAAUAUUUGGAAUUGGCCGACUCAAGUACUUCUGUUCAAUAUCCUAGCUCUGGGGAAACAAUGGUUACGCUUAACAACGAGAAAGUAGCUUUAGGCAGUUCUGGGUUUUCUUCGACAACAGAUUAUAUGUUGAAGAUAACCUUUGAAGAUUUUGAAAGGGCUAGAAUGAAAAUACGUCCAAGUGCUAUGCGUGAGGUAAUUCUUGAGAUCCCUCGGGUCAAGUGGGAAGAUGUUGGUGGACAGGAGGAAGUGAAGGCACAAUUGAUGGAAGCUGUUGAGUGGCCUCAAAAGCACCAGGAUGCAUUCGAGCGAAUUGGAACUCGCCCACCAACAGGAGUGUUGUUGUUUGGUCCCCCUGGAUGCAGCAAAACGCUCAUGGCCCGUGCUGUAGCUUCUGAGGCAGGACUGAAUUUUCUGGCUGUCAAGGGUCCAGAGUUAUUCAGCAAGUGGGUUGGUGAAUCUGAGAAGGCUGUUAGAUCUCUUUUUGCCAAAGCAAGAGCUAACGCUCCAUCAGUUAUAUUUUUUGAUGAAAUAGACAGUCUUGCUGUCAUCCGUGGAAAGGAAAGUGAUGGUGUUUCAGUUGCAGAUAGGGUCAUGAGUCAACUUUUGGUUGAAUUGGAUGGUCUACAUGGAAGAGUUAAUGUUACUGUUAUUGCUGCUACAAAUCGUCCUGACAAGAUUGAUCCUGCCCUUCUUAGACCAGGGCGGUUUGAUCGACUCCUAUAUGUUGGACCCCCUAGUGAAACAGAUCGUGUUGACGUGUUUCAUGUUCAUUUGCGUAAAAUGCCUUGCGGUUCUGAUGUUGAUGUGAGCGAGCUGGCUCAUCUCACUGAAGGUUGUACUGGUGCAGACAUAUCAUUGAUCUGCAGGGAAGCAGCAAUCUCAGCAAUUGAAGAGAACCUAAAUUGUUCAGAAAUAAAGAUGGAGCACUUGAAAACUGCAAUUCUUCGUGUACACCCAUCAGAGAUUCAACCUUAUCAAGAAUUGUCAGACAAGUUUCAGCGGCUAGUACAUUCCAAGUCUCCAUCAGAGGCAUGUGAACAUCAGCUUAAUAGACCAAAGGAGUUAUCAUCCUGCAGGAACCCGGUGAAGUGGAUUCAACAGCUUGCACUUUGGUAAAACUGAAGCUAAUAAUGUUCCAGAAUCACCACAGAUUCAUUUCUUCAUGCAUGCAUGUAUUUACUUGGAUGCAUGCAUUAGUGCAAAAUUGGCCUUGCGACAAAGUAUAUACGGGGAAAUUUAGUCGAACAAAUCUCAUAUGAGUUAAUAUGAUGAUGAAGCCCACAAGUUGUAUUGGAAACGGGGAUCAACGCGCAAUCACUGGGAGUAGAGGAAUGUCUGAUACUAAAUUUGUGACAUAUUCCUAAGGGUAGGAACCAACAGAUUUUGGACAAACAGUUUGUUACAUUUGGUGGGGUUGUUUAUACACAUAUUGUAGUAUUUGGGUUUAUGUAGGCACAUUUUGCUGCCCUCAAUUUUGGUAUAAGAUUAGUAAGUAUAUGGAUGAUUGAUGUUUGUAUUAUUUUGGUUGAGCAAAGAUUGUUGUCACUGUCCUACACAGCUGGGGAUGGUCUAUUCGUGUUGGCUCCCUGUUGUCAACAUUCGCAAUUUGGAACUUAUGUUUCUCGAAACGCAUAAUUCAGUCUUUUUUUUUUUUAAUGAAAUUUGAAGUUUUAUAUCGCUCUA